Stylonychia lemnae is the source of this 3111-nucleotide messenger RNA. The record is from the annotation of a GenBank genome assembly. NCBI's taxonomy places the organism in Eukaryota, Ciliophora, Spirotrichea, Sporadotrichida, Oxytrichidae.
AUGUCUAUGAUGCAGCCAAAACUAAAUAAUCCUUAAAAUACGACCUCAUUUACUGACACCUUCCAGAAUGUUAUCAUUAAAAAGUCAGCUGAGUUACCUAAUGGUAGAGAAGAUUAGUCAAUUUUUCCAGUUUCAAAGGCUUAGUAUUUUAUGAACUAAAAAAUUAAAAUAGAUCAAUCAGUUAAGAAACAAAGUUUCUCAUUUGCUUCAAAUUUAGAGGAACAUGGAAGAAAUUUAUCUAUAAUAGACUAUGAAAAGCAAUUGGAGGAUAGAUUUAGAACUACAUUCCAUGUCAGGAAUAAAACCUAUCACUAAUUUCCUGAUAAUAUCACUACACCAGGUCCAGCAGGUAAAUUCGAAUUGUACUUAAACUCAACCAUUUAGACUCCUAUUACAACUAACCCAGCCACAAUAUCGCAGUCUUAAAACUACAGGAAGUCUUUCUAAAUUAGCACUAAUUCACAUCAUUCAAACUUUACAUAACUGUUAAGUAAUAACACAAAUCCAAAUGCAAGUGAUUACAAAGAAGACAAACCUAUGAAUAUAGCUCUUAAAAAUUUCAAAUAGAUAAAAGCAAGGGCAUAAGUUGAUGAGCUGAAUACUUCUUAAAGUAGUCAUUUUAGAAAUUUAACAGCUGACCCAAUUAAUAUUCGCAAACCAAGGUCCCGUAGAAUAGCUUAAAUUAUUUAAUCAGAUAGAAAGAGCGGACAAAAAAAUAACAUUGACAUUGAGAGUGGAGAAAUAAAUCAAAAAUAAUAAGACAAACUGCUAAAUCAGACCUUCACUUCUGGAAGAAAUAAUAUAAGCAUAUAUGAAAAUGAGGAAACUGGGCCAAUCAACUAAAUAAGCUCGUUCAAUCAUAGUGAAAAUAAGUAUAAAUUUAACUCCACUUGCUAUUUAGAUUAAAAGAAUCAGAUUCUAAAGGAAGCUCGGAAGAAAGAAUAAUAGCAAUAGGACAAGAUAAAUGAACUAGAGGCUAAUCUUAAGUUAGUGAGAGAGGAGUUGACUAGGAUUAAAGAGUUUGCCAAAUAGUACGUCAGUGAAAUGAUUGAUUAAAGUUCUGUCCACACAACUGACCAGAUUGAAAGUCAAGACAUUGACAGCUUCUCGUAAAUAGGAGAGAGUCAAAUGAAGAAGAAUUCUAAAACUUAGCCUAGUGCCUUAGAGGUUCAUAGGUUGUAUCAUGAUCUCUAUCUUACAGACCUUAAAUCUGAUAUUGAAUGUGCUCAAAAAGAAGUAACCAACAUUAGACAAGAUAAAGUUAAUUUGUAAAAGAAAUACAGUGACUUGAAAAAAGAAAACUAAGAUUUGAAGAACAACUUAAAGAGAUAUAGAACUUUAUUGCUUGAGCAAGAGAAGAAAGUAUCAGAACUUCAGGUUUAGCUUGAGAAGGCCCAGAAAGGCACAGGGGUUUUUCAGAUGAAAUUAGGUGAUUAAAGUUUCAGCUCUUUAUUAUCUAAUCCUCUGGGAUAAAAUCAUGGAAGUAAUUUUCAAAAUGCGAACUCAAGCGUUCAAUAGUCAUCCAGGGUUGGAACUACAUAAGAUCAUAAUCAUAGAAGAGAACUUUCUAAUCAUGUAGAAAAUGCUUCGCUAGAUAUUAAUAGUGGUUAAAUAAACUUGAAGAGUGAUUUUUCUUUUUCUCAAGCCUUAUAAAAUCCUCAUAAAACUGAAAAAUUAAUGUAAAAUGUUCACAAGGAUGAUUUCGAAGAUAAUAAAAUUGGUACCCCUAUGCUAAAAAACGAGGAAUUAUUGCUUAAGUAACUCACUCUAACUUAAAAACUAGAUUAAUUAAGUCGCUUUUCAAAAGUGAUACUGGGUUCAAAUAAUCUAAAGCAUCUAUUCAAUCAACUAAGACUAGCUUUAAAAACAAUAUUCAGAUGUGAAUCAGCUUACUUUUUGCUUCAUAAGAAAUAAAUAUGCAAGGAUUUCAAAGAAGAAAAAGGAUUGACUACUGCACUUAGAAUAGAGAAUGAGUGGUUUGAAGGAGUAAUUCACGAUGUUAUGAAAGAGAGCGAAAAUGUUCACAACAUAAAAAUAGAAUUUAAUUAAAAGGAUAUUUAAGGUGGCAUAGUAAAAGGUCCAGUCAUGUGCUGGCCUGUAUUUUCUAAUAGCUAGAAAAAUUCUCUCAAAUAAGAAGAAGUUUAUUUGAUAAUUUAGGUCAAUGGCUAUAAAAGUUAUUGCUACAAAGCUGUAGACGGUACUAUUAUGAAUAUAAUAUCAAAGAUUGUUUCGGGUGCUAUUGAUUCAAUUUAGUUCUAAAGAAAAAGUACUUAAGCAGUUUAAAGAUCGUUUGAUAUCCUAGAUAUAUUCAAGACUUUGCUGUCUGAAAGAAAUCAUGCAUUACUUUUCUGGAGGAUCUCAACACUUUUCCCAAAAUUAUUUAACUUUAAGGACUCUGGCGUAUUAUUCAUGGAUGUAAAAUCUAAGCAUUUGUAUAGUAUUACAUCUGAUGACUAUGAGCAAACUGCGCUUGAUCUAAAUGAAGAAAACAUCGUCAGAUACCCAAAUAAUAUAGGAUUGACUGGAAUUGCGAUUGCUAAAAAAGAUAUAGUAGUAUCUUAAGCUGGCUAUAAAGAUAGAUAAUUUGCUCCUGAAGUCGAUAAUUAUAUCAAUAUCAAUAAAGUGAAUAAUAUGCUCAUUGGAGCAAUGGUUGAUAGAUAUGGUGAAGUUAAUGGAGUACUUCAACUUAUUAAUAAAAGUGGAGCUGACACGGAAAUAACUGAGCAAGAUAUGAUAGAGUUGAAAGCACUACUGCCUGCACUAGGAGAAAUUAUAAGGACAGCAGAUGAAUCCAUGGAAAUAUCAAGACUAAGAUAUGCUGUAUUUGACAAAAACAAGGAUAUUGGACAAAAUAAUUUGGCUAUGCUAGAUCAAAUGAUGAGAACUAUGAAGACCUAGAUAACUAACUUGGUUAAUCAUAAGAAGGAAUAUGUCUUUGGAGGUGAUAAAGGACUUGUGUAAGAUGUGUUCUUAGGCCUUAAAGUCAAAUUAAGUGCUCUUUCAAAUGAGGGCAAAGGAGGGGCUCUAAAGAACGGGUUAAGCCUAUUGAUAAGUUCAGCAAACAAAGAAGUUGGAUUAGAAGAUGAAUUAGGAUAGGAAGAUGCCCCUUGA